Messenger RNA from Yarrowia lipolytica CLIB122, 3819 nucleotides. RefSeq lists its product as uncharacterized. The record is from RefSeq and is a predicted model, not a curated record. Gene Ontology annotation, molecular function: RNA binding; structural constituent of nuclear pore. Lineage: Eukaryota; Fungi; Ascomycota; Dipodascomycetes; Dipodascales. Gene Ontology annotation, biological process: protein import into nucleus; telomere tethering at nuclear periphery; RNA export from nucleus. Gene Ontology annotation, cellular component: nuclear pore cytoplasmic filaments; nuclear pore.
AUGCAAACAAUCCAAACGACACUUGACAAAACACUAUAUACGGUGCCAAAAAACUCCAGAGUAAAUGCCAAACACAUUAUAGCACCCGGAAAAGCUCACAGCGAAAAUAUUCAACGUCGGCCACAUCUCCAACUCCAGAUAUCCUCCCUUCCUCUCUCAGUUACCCUGCCGCAGGAACCUCACAGCAAAAGUCUAAAUAUUUUAGAAGACCCAAAACACAAACACAGACCCACAGGGCCAGAAUCACCAUCUAGCACGACACAGAUGUCGUCCAAUCUCAGCGGCUAUCGACCAUUGGGCUCGCGAUCACCCACCAAACAGCCCCGCUCCAAUCCCUACUACGGCCGGGGCGUGAGAUCGGCCAAUUCGGGCCGUGUGGGCAAAACCACAGCCGGUAGCAACUCCAGUUUCUCGUCCAGUUUUGCCAACACAAGCGGAAACACGUCCUUCUCGCGGGCCAAUCGCUCGGUCAACCUGGAUGCGUCGAUUCUCGGCGAUGUGACCGUCAACCGGUCGCUUUUGAGUAACAUUUCGCUGGUGGGAAGCGCCUCUACUGCUGGAGGAGCAGCCCGACACAAGACGUACAACCCCGACAUCCGUAAACUCGUGAUCGAACGCAAACGCGAGCCUGCAGACAUUCUGUUUGGCGAUGCUCCUCCCAUGGGUCGAGCUCGACGACAGCUCACCAACGGAGACCUGUCACGGCGGGAAAACUCCAUCCUGGACGAAACAUCAAUCUACGCUACCCCAGCCAAGAUUAACCGAACCAUUGACAAUGACACCUUUGACAUGACCGCCGAAACUACUUCUAAUAUGUCCAUGGCGCCUUACCCUGUCAACAACCAUCAACAGCACCGCUUCCACGGGCCCAUCACAACACACGAGGGACGUCACAACACAAUGACCACCGUGAGCGAGGAGGGAACACCCGCAAAGCUGCCCUCGGAUUACUGGAUGUUCCCGUCGCUGGAGACGCUCAAAACGUACACACCCGAGCAGCUCAAGAACGUCGAGGGACUCAACAUUGGCCGGAAGAAUUACGGAUACAUCAGCUGGCCCGGCACAAUCGAUCUGUCUGAGACAGAUCUGGACUCGAUCCUCGGCUUCCUCGUCAUUUUCUCACUGCGAGCAGUGGUAGUUUACGCCGAUGACACUAACAAGCCUCCUCUGGGCCAGGGGCUCAACAGUCCCGCUGUGAUCACACUCGAGCACGUGGCCAAGGUGGACCGACGGGGCAACAAGCUGGUGGACCCAACGAACCCUCGGGUUAUUCGACACAGACAGCAACUGCAGAAGAGCAUUGAGAGCAAGGACGGCAAGCAUUUAUCCUACGACCCUGCCUCGGGCGUGUGGGUCUUCCAGGUUCCUCAUUUCUCGCGAUGGGGGGUUCCCGAUAGUGACGACGAAGACGACGAAGACGGCGAAGAUGAGGGCGACGAGGACGACUGGCAGGAAAAGGCAGAGCAGGAAGAGGAGGAGGGAGAACAGGUGGAUCGUGAGGAGGACAUCCGGGGUGCCCACAGCCAGAAACCAUACACACAGGCUCCUCCAUUGGUGACGAGAGCAACUAAUGCUUCUGCUGCCACCAACACUGCUGCAUUCAAGCCUGCUGCAUCUGCUCCUGCAUCAGCCUCAAAGGCUGCUCCUGCACCUGCCUCUGCACCAGCUCGAAAGGCUGCACCGGCUCCUAGACACAACCAAAAGGCUAUUCCUGGAGGAUGGUCCUGGACAGCACCCGUGGAAUCUGACGAUGACGAUGACGAUGACGAGUACGACAACGACUAUGAGGAGGAACAGGGAGAGGAGAAUGACGAGAUGCUUGAAGACCAACUCGAGGAGGAUGACGAGAUGGAGUACGACGACGAGUUUGCCGAGGAUCAGGACAUGUCCCCCGAGACACCCGACUCCCAGGACUCGUCUGACUACGAGAACUUCCGCCAGGAGUUUGCCGUGGUCAACAUUGACCAGCAUGUGCGGCCUAUCUCGAACAACUGGCUCACUCAGCUCAAGUUCUCUGCCCAGGCAGGGUCUCCCUUGUUUGUGGACGCCGCAGGCAAGCCUCUGGUUGAUAUUGUUAGCAACGGCUCCAAGGAGAUUGUCAAGAUCGACCAGACUGUCAAUCUCGACAAUCUUCUAUUUACAAACACCCUGGUGAACGUGGCCGAGGAGGAGUACAACAAGGCUGCUGAGAAGCUGCGUCUUCCCUCGUACUCGGCAGCUGUGGAAUCGUCGUUGGCAAUCUUUCAGCCCAGCGGCCAGCUGGCUGUCAAGCUGCCCCAUAGUGAUCUCACAAUUGGCACUGUCAGCAAACUGUGCAACUUUUCGGAGAAUGCGCAGGACGACAACUUUCUGGGUUCAGUCAAGGAGGACAUGACUGCUGCUGACAGAAACAACGGCUACCCGCGGUACUCCCUCGAGUCCGUGCCUGCUCAUGCGGAGCUCAAGGGCACCGUCUACUCUUUGGCAUCCAUUCUUUUCCAGUCUUCGACUGCUCUAGGACUGUCAGAGUACAUUGGAUCGGCUCCUGUGGAUGGUCUUCAGGCGAGAGAGCUUGAGGCAUCUCUGCGAAAGCAGCGGUUGUCACAGUGGUGUGAGAAGGCUGUUUUCGAGCAGGUGCAGAGCGAGCUGGGUGACAAUUCCGUGGAAAAUAUUGUGACUCUUUUGACAGGCAACCGGGUCGAUGAGGCAUGCGCUGCUUGUCUCAAGACCAACAACGUGCAUCUUGGUGUUGUUAUUUCCAUGAUGGGCUCUUCUGCUUCUGCGCAAUCCACUGCACAGGCGCAACUGGACCACUGGCAGAGCACUAACGCCAUGGAUCUCAUUCCCGACUACACCCAGCAGGUGUACCAGCUUGCCGCUGGCAACAUCGACGUUGUUUGCAAGGCCCGCAAGCUCGACUGGCUGCGUGAGUUCGGUCUGCGGCUCUGGUUUGGCCGAAACCGAGACAUCUCGGCCUCAAUUGCCCAAAUCCAGUCCUCUUCGUCCGAUUGGGAUCUGCGUCUGCUCCGUCUGUAUGCUGGAAAGUAUAACUUGGAGCAGACCUUGACCGGAAAGGCCUUUGAUACCGCUGUUCCGUGGGUCCUUUGUGCAUUCUUCCUUCAGGGACAUGCCAAGGAAGCCCCCGACACUGCUGAUCGGCUUACUCUCCAAUACGCUGCCCAGCUGGAGUCUAUGGGUCAAGUGGAGAACGCUCUGCUUGUUCUUGGUUUUCUGGUUUCGGAUUCAGCGUACGCCCAGGCCAUCACCAAGCUUGUAGCUCGAAACAUCGUGGCGUUGCGUAAGCUGGAUCUCCGCAGCUACCGAAUCCACCCGCAACUCCUUUCCGAGUCUGAGGCGCUGUUGGCUCGAUACGAGAACCGCCCUGUCGAUGAAGUGCGGUACUUGUUGGACGCCGAGCUCUGGGGUGCUGCCAACACCACUGUUCUCAACGAUGUGGCUCCUCAGGCGGUCAUCAAGGGUGAUGCUCAGUCGCUGGAGGAUGUCAUCAUGCAGUUCCCCAGCCCUGAGCGCCACAUUCCCACAUGGAAGGAAGGGGGAAAGGUGUACCUAGAUUACGCUAGGUUCAAGCUGAGCAAGGCGGUGGAUGUUCUUGAGCUUGCAAACGGAGUGUCGCACAUGUCCAAGGCCCUUGAGGAGAAGAGCCAAUUUGAGACACGGGUGGCUUUGCAUGUCAUGUCUGACGAUAUUCAGCGGUCACUGCUGUUGGCUCCCACUACAGAUGAUGGUACCAAGGCGCUGGAGGUGCUCAACGAGGUGACGCUGUCGAUGAAACAGUGUGUUUAUAGUGCUGGAACUCGCUUCAAGGCCAGUUUUAGUUAA